Molecule: messenger RNA, 804 nt
Organism: Papaver somniferum (opium poppy)
Lineage: Eukaryota; Viridiplantae; Streptophyta; Magnoliopsida; Ranunculales; Papaveraceae
Product: putative pentatricopeptide repeat-containing protein At1g12700, mitochondrial
Exons: 1
Coding region: 1-804 (267 amino acids)
Molecular function (GO): protein binding
Source: RefSeq, a predicted model, not a curated record
AUGGGUAGUAGAGAGGGGAGGAUGGAAGAAGCUUCCAAGAUAUUUGAUAUGAUGCUUAAGUUGCGCAAAGAACCUGAUAUAUGUACUUAUAUAUCCAUAAUAUAUGGUCUGUGUUUGACCGGUAAGCUAGAGGAAGCACACGAAUUGUUUGAUUUGAUGGAGGACAAAGGUGUGAAACAAGAUGUUUGCAGCUUCACUAUGUUGAUCAAUGGAUACCGCAAGAGGUCUGGGUUGGAUGAAGCUAAUCAAUUGUUCAAGAAAAUGCAAAACAAGGGAUUAAAACCCAACCAAGUCACCUAUAGUACACUAAUAGAUGGACUAUGCAAGGCUGGAAAAGUUAGAAUGGCACUGAGCUUAUUCACUGAGAUGCGAUCUUACGGGGUAUCUCCUAACAUAGUUACAUAUAAUGCACUUGUGAAUGGGUUGUGCAAAGCUGGAAACAUUGAGGAGGCGAGACAAUUGUUUUCUGAAAUCCCCGACAAAGGAUUAGUUGCGGACGUUGUAACAUAUACCACUAUGAUCAAUGGUAUGUGCAAAAAAGGGAUGUUUGUCGAAGCGGAAAAACUGAUCAAUGAAAUGAAAAAUAAAGGGUGCACACCUGAUGCCACUACGUAUGGUACCAUUAUUAAGGGUCAUCUUGAAAAGGGUCAUUUUGAGGGAGGUAAUGUUACAAAAGCAUUAGAGUUCUUCAAAGAAAUGCGCAUAAGGAAAUUGUCACUCAACAAUGCCACUAAAUCACUGUUAAUAAAAUCCUUGUCUGCAGAUCAACUCAAAAACUUGGAUUUUCCUGUAAGACUGCCGUAA